Messenger RNA from Chroicocephalus ridibundus (black-headed gull), 3592 nucleotides. It is a transcript of the gene DBF4, whose product is annotated as DBF4-CDC7 kinase regulatory subunit. The record is from RefSeq and is a predicted model, not a curated record. The transcript has 13 exons. Lineage: Eukaryota; Metazoa; Chordata; Aves; Charadriiformes; Laridae. Gene Ontology annotation, cellular component: Dbf4-dependent protein kinase complex. Bases 1318 to 3537 code for a protein of 739 amino acids. Gene Ontology annotation, molecular function: nucleic acid binding; zinc ion binding; protein serine/threonine kinase activator activity. Gene Ontology annotation, biological process: positive regulation of nuclear cell cycle DNA replication; regulation of cell cycle phase transition.
GGAUGAAGGAGAAUUAAGGACGUUGGUUCAUUUUUUCAUUUAAAUGAGAAAAGAAAGACUUUCCAUAUUCAUAUGUGCUGAUCAUUAUGGCGCAAGCAGGAGCAACUUUAAACAGCCGUGGAAUAAUACCUGCCCAGAAGAGAAAGGAAAGCAUUCACUGUCAUUUCACUGUCAUUUGUUUUCAGACUGAAGUGCUGCAGUACUGUUCAGUGGUCGUGAUAUGUUGAUACCAUAGUGGAUCAGGGUAGAACUGGGAUUCUACCGCUCCAUAAAAUGCUGAAAUGACUGGCUGUAGGUAUUACCACUGUAAUAACCUUACGUGCUCACCUCCGCCGUGCUGCGUGACCUGCCUGGCUAAAGCCCAUUGUGCCUCUGUCCCUUCUGCCUCUCCACGGAGGUGGAGCACCUUGACCUGCAGGGUUCCUUUGCUCCAGCACAGAAGAGGUGGCCCUGGACACAGACCGCGUGCCCUGUCAGUGGGGGCACUGUGGGAUUUGUGGCACUUGUCUCACGUGGGACAAGCAUGUGGCCUCUCGGUGGGACAAGAGGUUCAGGAAGCCCCGAAUCCUGAAAUGGCUAAAGUUAGGGAGAAAAGGGCUCAAGUACCAUGCUGGGCUGGGCCCUCUGCCAUAGGUAUGUGCCCCAGCCCUUCAAGCCAACUGUUAAGUAAAAAGAGGGAUUCCCUUGCCACCGGCUCCUGAGACCUACAGCACCUUUACUGAAAUAGAUGGAUCCUGGUCAUGUGUAUAAACAACAGGAUUUCAGUGUUAAAUGUCUCCCAUUACAAUUGUCUGUGAUCUUGUCAGCAAAGUGUAGGAAGUGAUUCAGCUUACUUAGAGGUAGGAAAAUCAGGCUGAAUCCACUUGUCUGCACACAGCCAUCUACUCCCAUUUGAAAUGCAAAGACGUUUGCAUGGCGCUAGUGCAGAUGACACGUAACCUACGGAAAACUUGUGUCCCUUCGGAAGGAAGCGGGCAGAAUACCCUCAAGUCAUCUCACCUACACGUGGGUGACUGAACUGAGGGGGUGGCUGAUCAAGAGAAUGUCUCUACACUCCGUUACUCACAUGUCAAGACCUAAAGGUAGGUAUCCGAAAAAUCUAUGAACUACAUUCCACCCAAAAUAUCUAGUAAUAUUGAUAUUUUGUAAUGUCGUGCAUUCUGCUGGCAGCAGUGCUCUGAAACACGCUAAUCCUGUUACCCAUCUAUGUCAUCGCUGUACAGCAAGUAAAGCCGUUUAUUCUCUUUCAGCAAACAUAAACAAGUCUUGCAAGUCUUCAACUAUGUGGCCAUUCACACGAGGAACCCCAAUGAAGCAAUGCAGUGCUGUCAACACUGGCUGCCAGGCACGCAGGACAACACCUGUGCAUCACUGAGGACUUCUGUGCAUGGCAACAGCAGAGUAUUGCCUCAGCCAUUCCACAGACCAGGACAACAGCAGCCUUGGCCAUCAGCAGAUGGAAUGCGAGCAAAAACAGAAAAGAUAAGAUCUUCUCUGAAGAAUGUGAAAAGAGAUACAGGAAAACCAGAGAAACUUAAAUAUAAGCCACUCACUGGGAAGGUGUUUUACCUUGAUAUUCCAUCAAAUGUGGUCUCUGAAAAAAUAGGAAAGGACCUUAAAGAACUGGGAGGGAGAGUGGAGAGUUUUCUUAGUAAAGAUAUCAGCUAUCUGGUGUCUAAUAAAAAGGAGGCAAAAUUUGCACCAGCUCUUGGUCAGAUUUCUCCUGUUCCGAGCCCAGAAUCUGCACGUAAUGGAGGAAAUAGUUCACCUCAUCCUAGCAACCAAAAAGAUCGACAUGAUGGAAGUUCAUUUAAGAUAGUAGAUACAGUACGUAUGAGCAGAGGAAAAUCCUUAGUUGAAAAAGCAAUCAAAGAGCAGGACUUAAUCCCCUCUGGUAGUGUACUAUCCAAUGCUUUGAGUUGGGGAGUGAAGAUACUUCAUAUCGAUGAUGUUAAGAACUACAUUGAACAAAAGAAAAAGGAGCUUUACCUAAUCAAAAGAGCAGGGAGUUCUUUUAAAGAUGUGGGAAAACAAGGUACUGCUUCAAAGUCAAGAAGUAGACUGAAAAAUCCAUUUGUCAAGGUGGAAGAUAGAAGUCGCCACUACCGGCCGUUUUAUCUGCAGUUACCCAGUUUUCCUGUUCUGAACUACUGUGUUCCGAAACCGUAUAGCCCGUUUGAGGUGGAUAAGAAGCAUCCUCCUGGUCAAAAGCAAACUCAGUAUAAGCAAAGAAACAAAAUAAAUAGUGACAAGGACUGUGGAAUUCCCGUUCAGCUCCCUCAGAAGGACAAAAAAAAGAGAGGAUAUUGUGAAUGUUGUGGGAAGAAAUAUGAAGAUCUGCAAACACAUCUCGAAAGUGAACAGCACCGAAAUUUUGCACAAAGCACACAGUAUCAAAUUGUUGAUGAUAUAAUCUCAAAGUUUGUUUAUGAGUUUGUUGAAUACAAAGAUGAUGCAAAAAAAAUAAAAAGGACAAAAUGUAGUACAGGAUAUUUUUCUCCUAUGAUUGGAAAGAUAACCAGAGCAGAUGAGCUGAAAGAAAGACUGAAAAAGCAACGCGUUUCACUGAAAAGUUAUUCGUGGAAGGAUACGGCAAUGCGGGCACUCAAACUGGAUCGCCAGCCUGCAGAAGUACAACCAAAUUCUGUGCCAAUACCUACCCCUGUUCCUGGAUCUGUCUGUUCAGUUCUUUAUUGUCACGAGUCACAACCUUCAGAACUAAAAAGUAAAUUCAGAAAUAAUGAUGAAAAUACUAAAACGGAUUGCUCCUGUGCUGCAAACUUAAGAGAGGCUGUUGUAUCAUCAAAUUUCGUACAACCACCCCCUCAGAAAGAUGACAAAGCAUAUACGGAGAACUUGUCUCCAGCUUAUGAGCCAUUCAGUAAAGAAAUACUGGAACCAGAAGUAAAUAAAAAGAACAUACAGUGUUUUCAGGAAGGUACGUGUACUUUAUAUUCUCAUACACAAGUCACAGAUUUCAGUGAAAAAGACAAACACCUAUCACAGACAAAACGAAAAUUAAAUAAUGCAGUAGUUCUACCAGCGAAAUGCUUGAAAAAAACAGAUGCCAAUCCUACAUUUGUCAAGAAACAGGGUGAUUUAUGUGAUAAUCAUCAACAGAUGCAGCACAAUGUAGUUCUGGAGGCUGAGGUAUCUGAUAGUGCUAUAAACAAAGAACUUAAUGAAUCGGCUGCCAGCCCUGCACAUAGUUCACCGUCUGGAAAGCUGCGCAGAAAAGUGAAGCUUUACUUGGGAAGAAAUAAGAGAGAAACCCGGAAACAGAAUAUGGAGUUAUGCGUAAAGUGUACAGAUGGACUGUCUGUGCCCGAAGAGAAGAGAAGUUCUUGUAGCUCACCAGUGCAGGCCCUACUGGAAUUAUUUCAGACAAGUGAAAUAAACUCAGAAUUUGGAGGUUUUUCAGGUUACACUGAGACCAAAGGUUCGACUAGCAUAAAAGAUAUAUGGGAAGGGCAGAACACAAAUGUUAUGUGGUCAUUAUUUUCCUCCUCAUCCUCAUCCCCAUUUGUUGGAUUUUAAUGCUGCUUUAUUUAAUGUAAUGAUUUUCAAAUAAACUUGCAAAUUUAAGAUUUUA